AUGCCUAGGGUGAAGGAAAGACCUUGUCACACCACGACAUCUUAUUCCACCGAGAGCGAUGAGUCUAAAUUGGACGAAGACCCUCUCGAAUUUGCAUGCUAUCUAGGCCUGGUCUACGUCGAAUGGAUCCUUCGGAGAAUGACCCUCUCGAGCCCCAAAAUUGCGAGGCUUGAGAUGGUUUUGGAGGAUGAUUUUGCGAUGGAGAUAGGCCUGGUCUACGUCGAAUGGAUCCUUCGGAGAAUUCGUCAAGCGCGGAAUUUGCAGCAACAUGGCUUUGGACCUUCUUUUUCUUUAAUUUUGAUUGCGUCCAAUGAUGUAGCCGCAGUACGCCAAAGGGAGGGAUGCUCAGCCGCUGCUGAAGCCUGGUGCGAAUAA
Messenger RNA from Linum trigynum, 375 nucleotides. Lineage: Eukaryota; Viridiplantae; Streptophyta; Magnoliopsida; Malpighiales; Linaceae. The record is from the annotation of a GenBank genome assembly.